Messenger RNA from Frieseomelitta varia, 3368 nucleotides. RefSeq names its product piwi-like protein Ago3 (gene AGO3). The record is from RefSeq and is a predicted model, not a curated record. Gene Ontology annotation, cellular component: P granule. Gene Ontology annotation, biological process: regulatory ncRNA-mediated gene silencing. The transcript is spliced from 12 exons. Bases 546 to 3278 code for a protein of 910 amino acids. Gene Ontology annotation, molecular function: piRNA binding; protein binding. NCBI's taxonomy places the organism in Eukaryota, Metazoa, Arthropoda, Insecta, Hymenoptera, Apidae.
GAACAGAUCUUGUAUUUCAUUCACUUAAAUAAUAUUUCUAAACUUGAAUCGGACAAAAAGUCCUUAGAAAGUACUGAAAGUACUAGAAACAGAUUUUAUAUUUUAUUCGUUUAAAUAUAUCUAAGCAUGAAUCGCACAAAAUUUCCUGCUUUUAUUAACAUAUUCACGAUUGGAAAUGUUUAAAUUAAUUAAGAAAAAUAAACUAAGUGUCAUGAAAUUUGUAUUGAAAGAAAUUUGAAGAAAUUAUACUCACAUCCGUCAUUCGUGCCCACUGACAAACACACAUUAUCACAAAUGAGGUACAUGUAUUCACAGGCCUCUACUAUGGCAUUAACCGUUCAAAUCGAACGCAACGCCAUUGCGCUGUUCAAAUUUUGCGUCGAGAAGACGAACUACAUUUGAGCGCAAUGUGCAACUGUCUUGUACACUUUGUGCAACUUUAGAUUCCGAAGUCAGCAAACCCAACUUUACUGAUACUUGUUCGUCGAAACGUUACUUUUUUCCAUACAAACAUAUUAAAUUAUAUUACAGUAUAAAUAAGAAAAAUGAAUCCGGAUAAGGAAAAGCAAUUUGGUAAAGGAAGAGGAUCUAUUUUUUUGAAACUUCUAAAAGAAAAAGAAAAAUCUGAAAGUGCAGCUCAAUCACGAAGUAUAGUAGAGCAAAGUAGCAGCAUCGAAGAAUCAGAACAACAAAAUCAAGUCCUCCAAUCUCAUGUUCCUACUUUAACUGAAAUUCCUACAACAGGACAUGGAAGAGCUAGUUUAUUAAGCAAAGUAAAAGCAAUGCGUUUUGCUGAAGCACAAAGUCCUAAGCCAAUACAAGUAGCAAGUCAAGGUAGAGGAGCAUUGAUUAGCAAACUUAAAGCCAUUAGCUUAGCUGAACAACCAAGCGUUGCCUUACAACCUUGUAUUGAUGCAGGAGUACUAGGUACAUUAUCUGAGUAUGCAAUACAAGAAGGCACAAGUUCUUCUGAAUUAUCUCGUCCAAUAAAACCAAAACUUCGACAAGGAACUAGUGGAAGUCCGAUACAAUUAAGUGGCAAUUACAUAACUCUCAAAUUAAGUCCUGGGAAAGGAUUGUUUAAUUAUGAAGUUAAGUUUAUUCCGGAUAUUGAUUCAAGGCCACUUCGUAGAAAACUUCUUAAUCAGCAUUUAGAAACAUUUGGUCGAACAAGAGUAUUUGAUGGAGUAACACUAUUCUUACCACAAAAGUUACAGAAAGAUAUAACUACACUUGAAUCUAUUCACCCUAUGGAUCAGUCAAAAGUGGAAUUAAAAGUAAUAUAUAAAAAACAACAAACUAUGUCUGAGAAUAUUCCAUUUUUCAAUAUUCUACUUGGUCGUGUUUUGCGAGCUCUCAGUUUAGUUCGUAUUGGCCAAAAUAAUUUUAAUCCAAAAGGAAUACAAGCUGUACCACAACACAAGUUAGAAGUGUGGCCAGGCUAUGUAACAGCAAUUAGUGAAUACGAAGGAGGCUUAAAGUUAUGCAUAGAUACACGACAUCGUAUUAUGCGUACUGAAACGAUACGUGAUAUAAUGGUCAAGUUUGGAGGAAAAUCAAAUUUUAAAGAUAGUAUUCUGAAGGAAUUAAUUGGACUAUCUGUUUUUACAAGAUAUAAUAAUAAGACUUAUCGCGUUGAUGACAUUGCAUGGGAUAAAAAUCCAACGUAUGAAUUUGAGAAAGGAACUGAAAAAAUUUCUAUAUUAGAUUAUUAUAAAUAUCAUUGGAACUUAGAGAUAAAAGACAUGAAUCAACCACUUUUAGUUCACUGUGAGAAUUUUAAAUCAUCUACUGGUGAAACACAAGAAAAAAUUAUAUUAUUAGUUCCUGAAUUAUGUUACUUAGCAAGUUUGAGCGAAAGCGUCCGUACAGAUUUUAGAAUAAUGAAAGAUCUCAUGACAUUGACUCAAAUGACUCCAAAUGCCCGACGUGAUGUAAUUAGACAUUUUAUAACAGAAGUACAAAAUAAUAAUGUGCCACGAGAAAUAUUAGCUGAGUGGGGUUUACAACUGGAAUCUGAUGUAACGGAAUUUACGGGCAGAAUGUUUGAACCUGAAUGUAUUAUCUUUGGUAAUAAUGCAAGAUUUACAUCUUCAACUGAACGUGGUGCAGAUUGGAGUUCUGCAGUGACUAGGAAUACUCCUUUAAGAAUUCCUAAUUUGAAUCAUUGGUAUGUCUUGUAUUGCCAAAAAGAUACAAGAUGUACACAAGAGUUUGUUGGUAUGCUCAAGAAUGUUUCAAAAGUCAUAGGUAUGUCUAUUAAAGAACCACAUUUGGUUUGCUUAAAAGACGAUAGAAUUGAAACAUAUGUGCAAGCAUUAAGAAAAAACAUUCAGCAAACAGUUAACUUAAUGGUCAUUGUGUUUCCUACAAAUAGAACUGAUAGAUAUUCCACAAUAAAAAGAAUAUGUUGUGUAGAAAUGCCUGUACCUUCCCAAGUAAUUAUGUCUAGAACUAUUUCUCGUGGUGACAGAUUAAAAAGCAUAACAGAAAAAAUUGCUUUACAAAUUAAUUGUAAGCUGGGUGGAGCACUUUGGGCACUGAAUAUACCUAUGGACAAUUGCAUGAUAUGUGGUAUAGAUGUAUAUCAUGCAGGUGCUGGCCAAUCAAUGAAAGGAAGUGUUGCAGGCUUUGUAGCAAGCCUAGAUAAGGCAUUGACUACUUGGCACAACAAAGUUUGUAUACAAGGUAAACGCCAAGAAAUAGUAGAUAUGUUGCAAAUGUGCUUAAUUUCAGCCAUAAGAGCCUACUAUAAGCAUAAUAAACGUUACCCAGAUCGUAUUAUUAUAUAUCGAGAUGGAGUUGGCGAUGGACAAUUAGAGGUCGUUCUUAAAUAUGAGAUAAAACAACUAUUAGUAACAUUUAAAACUGUACAAGAAAAUUAUGAACCAACAUUGACCGUAAUAAUAGUUCAAAAACGCAUUAAUACCCGAAUAUUUGAGAGAUCUGGUAUGGGAGUAAAGAAUCCUCCUUCAGGAACAAUUGUAGAUUCCUGCAUAACAAAAUCAGAUAUUUAUGAUUUCUUCUUAGUUUCUCAAAAUAUACGUCAGGGUACAGUAUCGCCAACUCGUUAUAUCGUUAUAUAUGAUAAUAAAAAUAUGAAACCUGAACACAUACAACGACUGACAUACAAGCUAUGUCAUUUAUACUACAAUUGGGCAGGCACUAUAAAAAUUCCAGCUCCUUGUCAAUAUGCACACAAACUUGUUUCUCUUGUUGGUCAAAAUAUACAGCAAGAACCACAUCAAUCGCUUGCUGAUACAUUAUAUUACUUGUAAGUUAUUUUUAUCUAUGACUGAUUUACUUUUCUAGGAAAUUGUUGAUUAAAGCUGUGUAUCAUACAACUCAUAAAUCAUAGAUAAUUCUAA